AUGUUCAAUAUAGCAUGACUCUGCCUCAGUAAUCCUUGCAGGCACUAGCUAGCUCUUACAAACUGUUAUCUGUAGACUUGUGCAGCAUACAGUACACUGAAGUACCAAGCUAAAAUAAGAACAUAUCACCAAACGUGUGCUAUAUUUGUUUCAUCAAAAGACAGUUGGCUUUGCCUUCCUGACAUUUCCACAGGAAAUUUAGACCAUGGAUGUCAACAACUUUACCACUGAGAGUAUGAGAAGUGACUACAAUUCUACUCAGUUCAAUUCCAUCAUUGAGUCCAAUGGUGACGAUACUGGACCAUGCAAGUAUCCGAGACACGGCGCUGUGUUCCUGCCUGUGUUUUAUUCCCUGCUCUUCGUGUUCGGGGUGAUCAGCAAUGGCCUCGUCAUGUGGGUCAUGCUGAUAUGUGUGAAACUGCAGAGCAUCACAGACAUCUGCCUCCUGAACCUGGCUGUGGCAGAUCUUCUGCUGCUCAUCACCCUUCCCUUCCUGGCUCACUAUGCAAGAGCAGACUGGGUCUUUGGGUCUGUCAUGUGCAAAGUCGUCAUGGGCAGCUACUACAUCGGCUUCAACAGCAGCACCUUUUUCGUCGUGAUCAUGAGCAUCGACCGGUACCUGGCUGUAGUUCAUGCCGUGAAUUUCCUCCAAACCAAAACACGCAGAUAUCGACUCAUCAUGAUCGUCAUAACCUGGAUCGUGGCACUUUUGGCUUCAUUUCCUGAAUUAACACUCAUUGAUUUUUAUCGACGACGUCACACAAGUUUGUGUGAAGUUGGUUAUCACAGUGAACCAUUCUGGAGAGCGUUUGGCCUGUUUAAGAUGAAUGUUACCAGCCUUCUGAUUCCAUUUUUCAUCAUGGUGUUCUGCUACUCGAUGAUCCUCAGGAGAAUACUCCUCUGCAAGUCAACGAACAGGAAGACCAUACGCCUCAUGCUGCUGGUGGUUGUGGUGUUUUUCUGCUGCUGGACGCCCUACAAUGUUGCAUCAUUCUUCCAGGCCCUAGAAUUGCUCGAUAUCUACGCGUCAUGUAAAUCCAGCAAAGCCAUUCGGUUGAGCCUGCAGGUGAUGGCGGCUCUAGCCUACUCCCAUACCUGCUUGAAUCCCAUCGUUUAUGUCUUUGUGGGGGAGAAGUUCAGGAGGCACCUGUUUAAACUCCUGAACAGGAUGCCAUGCAUGAAGAAUAAGUUCAUGAUUUCUACUUUCUCAUCACAGCUGUCCCAGACAAGCAAAACUGAACGGUCCAGUAUGACUAUGAAUUAUUACAACCAUGUCACUUCAGUUUAAAUAUCAUAUCCAUGCAAUAUCAUAGAAAUAUUUUUAGAAAUGUUUGAUCUUAUAACCAAUGUUCUAUCUUCAGUGUUUUAAACCUAACCCCUGCUGGUUGUAGGUCCCAAGGAUCACCUUGGUGUAAAGUUUUUGAUCCUUCAUGUUGUGAAUGACACGUCUUAUUGCACAAAGCUGUUGGUGAUUUUAAGCUUUAGAUCGGUAUAAAUUUUUAUUUUAGAUUUGUGAGUGGAGUGUGCCAUCCAUCCGUCUGCUGUUGGUAUUUCCCUGCCGGGUUGGUCUGCCUCAUUAGUUUAUGGAACAUUUGUAAUAAUUAAUUUAUUGCCCUGUGUGUUUUAUCAAGUUGUAUAAUGCCUGGAACAUUCAGGGAUGCCCAUUAAUCAGUGUUUUACCCACAAUGCCACUUUGUUUUUGGGAUUUGCUGUGCCUCUAUAGUUCUUCUAUUUCAGUGUAGUGUAGGUCUGUGUUUUAAUCUAAAUGCAACAAGAGUAUAUCCUAAUUUUGUGCUGAAGGGGUUUGGUGUAGUGUGGAUUCCCUGUGUUUACCAGCUGUUUCCUGUUAUAGUCAUUAGUCCUAUGUAUUUAAGUCUGCGUUAGGUAUGUUUUCCCCAUUGACGUCUAAUGUCCGUUUUGUGAUGGUCCUUGGAGUUUUCCUAAUAAAUUCUGUCUCUGCCUCUUAUUCAGAACAA
Paramormyrops kingsleyae is the source of this 1976-nucleotide messenger RNA. RefSeq names its product C-C chemokine receptor type 8-like. Lineage: Eukaryota; Metazoa; Chordata; Actinopteri; Osteoglossiformes; Mormyridae. Gene Ontology annotation, biological process: G protein-coupled receptor signaling pathway; calcium-mediated signaling; cell chemotaxis. Gene Ontology annotation, cellular component: external side of plasma membrane; membrane. Gene Ontology annotation, molecular function: C-C chemokine binding; C-C chemokine receptor activity. The record is from RefSeq and is a predicted model, not a curated record.